AUGAUUAAAGGUAGAGAUAUCAAUGUCAAAAUAGAUAUUUCAAAUCUUACCUGUAAACUUUGCUUUGAAAACCCCAUAGCUCUUAAUGACUUAAUCAAUCAUUUAAUUUCUAAACACCAUGUAAACUAUGAUAAAUCGAUCGAUUGCCUGCAACCUUUUAGAGUAGUCAAAGAUAACAUGCCCUGUCCAAUUUGUCCGGAUACUGUCUUUAGAUAUUUUAAGAAACUUCUCGAACACAUGAACGAAUUCCAUUCCGAUAAUAAUAUCGUCUGCGCGCAUUGUGGUCUAACUUUUAGAGGACAUCCGAACUAUCGUGCUCAUAUGUCUCGAUAUCACAGAAGUAAGGCGUGUCAAUGUCCCGAUUGUAAUAUGGAAUUUUGGAAUUUAGAAAAAUUGGCUCGCCACAGAGCUAAUAUCCACGGUACGAAAAAGUACAAAUGUCCUCAAUGUGUUGAAAAAUUUAUAACACAGCAUUUGAUGCGUAAACAUCAAAUAAUUGUUCACGGUUUUGGUCACAAGUGCCCAUACUGUAGUAAAAUGUUUACACGCAAUUCUCAUAUGAAGAACCACGUGAGACGGCUUCAUUUGAAAGAAAAAAAUGUGGAAUGUACAGUUUGCAAGGAGAAGUUUUUCGAUAGGGCACUUUUGAAUGUGCAUAUGGUCAAACAUCUGGGUGAGAGAAAUUACCACUGUGAUGUAUGCGGAAAGAAAUUUCUAUGGAAGAAAAAUCUUCGCGGACACAUGACGUCCCAUGAACGAAAUAUCUGA
Melitaea cinxia (Glanville fritillary) is the source of this 768-nucleotide messenger RNA. Its product is annotated as zinc finger protein 665-like. Bases 1 to 768 code for a protein of 255 amino acids. Gene Ontology annotation, molecular function: DNA-binding transcription factor activity, RNA polymerase II-specific; RNA polymerase II transcription regulatory region sequence-specific DNA binding. NCBI's taxonomy places the organism in Eukaryota, Metazoa, Arthropoda, Insecta, Lepidoptera, Nymphalidae. The record is from RefSeq and is a predicted model, not a curated record. Gene Ontology annotation, cellular component: nucleus. The transcript has a single exon. Gene Ontology annotation, biological process: regulation of transcription by RNA polymerase II.